Solanum dulcamara is the source of this 471-nucleotide messenger RNA. RefSeq names its product mitochondrial carrier protein CoAc2-like. Bases 1 to 471 code for a protein of 156 amino acids. The transcript is spliced from 4 exons. The record is from RefSeq and is a predicted model, not a curated record. NCBI's taxonomy places the organism in Eukaryota, Viridiplantae, Streptophyta, Magnoliopsida, Solanales, Solanaceae. Gene Ontology annotation, biological process: transmembrane transport.
AUGAAAAGUAAGUAUGAAUUCAUUAUAGAUGGAAUUCCCGGAGUGGGGAAAGGUCCCAUUCUUGAUCUCGUAGCAGGAUCAUUUACUGGUGGGACUGCUGUACUCUUUACUUAUCCACUUGAUUUAGUUCGAACUAAAUUGGCUUACCAGGUAGUUGGAUCCCAAAAGUUGAAUAUACAAGGGUUUGUUAGUGGUGAACAAGUUUACAAGGGAAUAAAGGAUUGUUUUUCAAAGACAUACAAGGAAGCUGGAAUAAAGGGCCUAUACCGUGGAGUUGCUCCAUCACUCUAUGGAAUCUUUCCAUAUGCCGGGCUGAAAUUUUACUUCUAUGAGAAAAUGAAGAGCCAUGUCCCUAAGGAGCGGAAGAAUGAUAUCACGAUAAAACUAGCAUGUGGAUCUGUAGCAGGACUUCUAGGACAAACUUUCACUUAUCCUCUAGAUGUUGUUAAGCGGCAAAUGCAGUUAGAAUGA